AUGUCUUGGCGAUCCGCAGAAACGAUGAACAUUCCGCGAGGGAUUGACGUUGUCAACCCUCCUUACACGCAUCCCCAUCUCGUCAUGAUCCCCGACGUCAACGCCCUCCCCCUAGACCUCGUGAGCCAAUUCUCCUUCCUCCUCAUGGGAACCGGCCACCUCUUUAGCGGCAAACCCGCAGCACAGCAAUUGUAUCACCGCUCCUCCUCCUCCUCAUCAUCAUCAUCAUCUUCUUCACCAGACGACGACGAGGACGAAAAGACGCUCUGCGUACGCCCCUACAACGACUGGGCCCCCCCACCCUUCAACACCUGCACGAUCCGCGUAGACUCCUUCAUGAACAGGGCCAUGGCCGCCGUCGCCGGCCUCGGCGACCUCCUCUCCAUCGUCACCUCGACGAGCACCGCGUGCGACCGCGACCUGCAUCACAUGAAAUCCCGCCUCCUCGCCGGCGCGCCGCCCAUGUCGCUCGCGCGGUGGCGCCAGCGGGGCCUGCACGAGGUCGACAAUAUGAAGCGCGCGUGUCAGCACCUCUGCGCCGUCGUCGACGCGUUUGAGUACCUCAACCUGCCGCACAACGAGGCGCGGAUGCGAAAGGGGUGCAACGGCGUCUGGGACGCCUGUCACGACUUUGAGAGGGCGCUGAACGCGUAUCGGAGGGCAAAGGGGCGGGGCGUCGGCGGCGAUGGCGGCGGGGAUCCGGUCUCGGUGACGGCAUUGUGGGAGGAGUACCUUGUGGAUUUCGUCGAGACCGUGUCGGCGAGGGCGCACGCUUGGGUGAUGGCGCGGAUCGGGGAGCUCAAGGAGGCGCUCAUCCUGCGGCUGCGGGCUACGACGGCCGUGGCGCAGGGUCCGGCGUCCGCGGCGCAGAUGGAGAUCCUGGACCGGUUCCACGACCUCACGGAGAUUACGAAUAAGGCGGACACGAAGAUCAUGGUGCCGUUGUGGGGUUAUACCCUCCGCACCCUGACGUCUGCGGCGCCGAGGCUUCGGGACGACUGGAACGGGUAUGACGGGCGGGAGCCGAUGACGCGGUACCCGUACGACAUGCGUCUCCGGUCGCGGAUUUACGGGAUACGGUGCCGGUAUCUCAGCCGGGCGGCGCAGAUGCAGAUUGCGUUUGAGAAUGUGCGGCAGGGGAGGAGUCUGGCGCCGUCGGAUCCGAGGAGCUUGGAGCAGACGUGUCGGUCGCAGAUGAGGGAGUAUGAGCAGGCGAGGCGGGAGUUGCGAGGGGCCGGGGACGCGCCGCCGGCGCUGGGCGAGGCGCCGUGGAUCGUUGGCCUCAAGAGUAUGAUGCGGGUGGCGGUCCAUCGCCCGUUGAGGGUCUGGGGGUUCAUUGGGUAUCGCGUCUCGUAUGAGCAUUCGGACGAGGAGUGGAGGGCGUUUCUGGGAAAGUUCAAGGACGAUGUGACGGCGUGGGGGGAGGGUGUGGAUGGGGCUGCUGAUGUGAAGCCGACGUGCAAGGUGCGGUGGAUCGAUGGACGGGAGCACGGGAUCCCCGAGGGCGACGUUGAGGCGGCAAAGAGGCAUUAUCGAGAGUAUAGCCAGACUCCGGCGUGCGAGGGCUUCAUGACUCUCAGCGGAGGCACAUUCUUGGUCGCUGACAAGGCGUCGAUCGAUUCGUACCUAGACCCGGCGAAAGAUGACGCGGAGCCGGUCAUCCCCCGUGGUGAUCUGGGACCUUUCGUGGUGGUGGCCAAGAUAGACGGCGAGCAGCCGGACAGGGAGAAUAGGGCUCUGCCAUUGGGGGGGAGGGGGCAUCGAGAGAGGACGGGAAUCUCGACGAGGCCGGAUGAGAACUUUGACGGCACCGUGAGAGUGCUUGGGUCAGUCUUGUUCGACGACGUCUGGGCUCUGUUGUCACGGAACUCGUUGAAGCUGUCGGAUCUGGCAAAGAUGGCGCAGGUUCAUCCACGGCAGGUCUACGUCGGACCGAGUGUACCCGUGGAGAGGGAUGGAUGGAGAACGGCGGGCGUUUGGGGGCUGACGGUUUUCAAGUCUUUUGAGAAGUGGAAGCCGUCUUGA
Molecule: messenger RNA, 2025 nt
Organism: Colletotrichum orchidophilum
Lineage: Eukaryota; Fungi; Ascomycota; Sordariomycetes; Glomerellales; Glomerellaceae
Exons: 3
Coding region: 1-2025 (674 amino acids)
Source: RefSeq, a predicted model, not a curated record